Magallana angulata is the source of this 4554-nucleotide messenger RNA. RefSeq names its product alpha-2Da adrenergic receptor-like. The transcript is spliced from 2 exons. Gene Ontology annotation, molecular function: G protein-coupled peptide receptor activity. Lineage: Eukaryota; Metazoa; Mollusca; Bivalvia; Ostreida; Ostreidae. Bases 356 to 1693 code for a protein of 445 amino acids. Gene Ontology annotation, biological process: neuropeptide signaling pathway. Gene Ontology annotation, cellular component: membrane. The record is from RefSeq and is a predicted model, not a curated record.
UAUCACAUGAUUCACUGUCCAAAGUCACAGUAUCUAACGAUCACUUGUAGUAUACUACGCGCAUAGGUUGAUAACUUUUUUGAUUAUCAUCUGCUUGUUCCUUUGUUAAGGGCGAGAUUUAAAUUGUGUAGUUCACUGUGGUAUAUUUACAUUUCAAAGGAAUGCGUUUUAUCGGGGAAGACACUACGAACUUGGGAGCCAUGUGUUCUGUUCUUAAUUAACAUUACACCAGAUAUUAAUUGAUACAAUGUCGUAUGCUGAUGUUAGCGGAAGUGAGUGAACUGUAGCGAAACACACACGUGCACAUGUCGACCUGUAGCUGAAAGAAAAAAAAUCGGAAUCACCUGAUGCACCGAUGGAUGUAACUUCGCCGAGGAACAAUACAACACCAGCAGUUUUACCUGAAACCUACAUACUUUGGCAUUUAAACGAAAAAGCGUACGCCAAAAAUAAGCCAGCCAUCAUUUUCCUUUUAAUCAGCAUGAUUGUGGGAACGGUUGGCAAUGGACUCGUCAUCUACGUGUAUGGAUGGCGACUUCGUCCCAACUCCUCCAAGAAUAUAUUUAUAACCUGGCUGGCUGUGUUCGACCUAAUUUCUUGUUGUGUAACUAUUCCAUUCGAGGUAUUUGAUCUACGUUUUCCAAUGCUGUACGGAGAAGGAAUUAUUUGCAAAAUAUCUCGGACUUUGGCGUUUGCAGUUAAUAUUACUUCUGGUUUAAUACUUGUGUUAAUUGCCUUUGACAGACUUCAAAUAACAAGACCUCCAUAUAAGAGUUACACAAAGAGGAAAACUCGAUGCCUUAUUCUGUUAGUGACUCUGAUUUCGCUCGUGGUAUCUAUUCCAGCACUUUUCGUUUUCGGAACGAAAACGAUUCGAACCAUUUUCCCGGGAAUUUCUGGAAAAGAUUGUUCUUACGACGAUGCAAUUAAAGAUACUAUGUUACCUAUCAUAUAUUAUGUACUUUUAGCUGUGAUAUUUCUUUUGACGUUCGUAAUAUUAGGGAUUUUGUACAUAAAAAUCGCUAUUGCCAUUUAUGAAUGGAAGCACUCUAUUAUUGGCGAAGCCCUCGCAUUGUCCAGUAAUAAGUGGCGCAAAACUUCCCAGAGUUUAUCUGUGAAAUCAGACAAUUUCGCAAGUGUGACAUCAAAGACCAGAGAAGACGCAAAUUACUUAGAAGAUUCAUUUGUUUCACAAAAUAAUGGACAUUUGGAUAAUAGUCAAUAUAAUGAACUUUCUGCACAUGAUCAAGAAAACAGUUUAACGAAUGAGCAAUUUCAUAAUUUAUCAACAUUAUCAUCAUCAUCAAAACAGCGUUAUGAGGUCAACAUUGCAAGUUCCACUAAAAGCACCAAAAGCUCAAUUUCGGAACAUACGAACGAUGGAAAGAGAAAACUGUCUGUCAAGGAACGAGCUAGUCCUGUGAAAUCCAACGUUUUAUUUAUAACAAUAACAGUUGUAUUUGUCUUGAGUUAUCUGCCGUUCCUACUAUUUGAACUCCUGAAAGGUGUAUUGAAGGAAGGAACAUUUGACGAAACAGCUUUCGAAGUUGUCACAAAAUCUGUGUAUUUGAAUAAUCUAGUCAACCCCGUGAUUUACGGAAUUUAUAAUGUGAACUAUAGAGAGGAAAUUCGGAAUUUAUUUUGCUUGCGGUCAACAGUGAAUUCUCGUUAUAGAUCAAGCAUUAGUAAAUAGCAAUCAUCAUCUCCAUUUUUAAAUACUUAUAUAUAUCAAAUACACUUGAAUUUGAUUGGGUUUUUUAAAAAUUAUAACAAGUGUAGAUAAAGAUGUAAAAAAUAUUAAAGGCCUGUAAUUUAUGGCAAUCUGGUCUGUCCUGUGUCGACCGGAAGUGAUAUGAUUUUUGCACAUCAAACGAAAACUGGUGAUAAAGGGAUGUAAACAAUUGAUUAAAAAAAUAAUGUAAUCAUUGGAAAAAUGCUCAAUUGAAUUUUUAAAGCAUUGCCGGUCGAGGUCAGGGCCAUUGACGGCGAUAAGUUGAAUGCAUUGCUGAUUUUGUUGUGUAGGUUUACCUAUAAAACAUCGAUAGAGGGCGUGUAUGUUGCAUAAAACUUACUGAUGAUCAUGUAUUUUUCUAGAAACUUCAAAACGAAUUUUCUUUUGAUAAUGAGAAUAAAAGUCUUAAUUAAAACUAAAAUAAAACUACAAUUAUAUAUAAAUCUCGAAAGUUUAUUUUGCUGACAAACAUGCUAAUAUGAUACUUCUUUGUGUAACUUAAUGCUUUCUUAUGACAUAAAACAAAUCUUUAAAUCUUUAAAUCAUAUCAUUAAUCUUAUUAAGAUUCCUGUGUAAAGGAAUUGUGUAUAGCAAAUCAAUAUUUGUACAGGCUAGAACAGCAAUAACCAGUGCCCCUAAGUUUUUCACAAAAAUAUGAGUUUUUCAAUCACAGUACUGUUAGUCAUUUCACUAGAAAAUUGUAGCUUAAAUUUGCUUUAAUAGUGCGUACUACAACCCACAGGUGCUUGAGGACAGGAUCGACCCCCCCCCCCCCCCCAAGAUUAUAGACCCCCGGGACUUUAUUAUUAUUUUUUUAAAUUAAAUUAUCCUUUCAUGACACAUUUCUAUCUAAUAUAUACAUUCAUUUCACAAAAUUACCUUAAACAAACAUUUUUUUAAAAAAUCAGACCCUCUACAUAUAUAAUACAAGAAGGUUGCUAACUUCGUCUGCCAGCCGAGAGGCAGUGCCCACUAGCUUUUUUUUAUAAUCAAUGCCGAGAGCGAGAAAGACUCUCCUACAUGACACGUGUUCACUAGCACAUGGCUGCAAAUAAAUAAAAUAUAUAAGUAUAUUAUGCUUGAUAGAGUAAAAUAACUGUUAAGUUUUAUUCCUUUUUGCAAUCAAUGCCCAACAAUGACAGUCCAUAGAUAAAUCCACCAAUUUAUUUAUUUAUUUUUUUUUUUUUUUGUUUACACAUAAAUCCACAUACACACAUAUUUCAGACAUAUUUCAUACAUUUCAAGAUUCUACAUAUUGUAAUAACUUAUUAAUCUAAAGAAAACAUAUUAGCCGUGUAGUGUAAAACCGUGUUUUUUUGAAAAAAAAAUAAUAAAUAAAUAGAUGAUAGCAGUAAAUGAAAAGAGAAAAAGGGAGAUACAGAAGAAGAUACAAAAAUACAAAAGAAAAAGGGGGAGGGGGGGGUACAUUAUCAAUAUAUUUGUUCAAAUCCACCAAUUUUAACAUUAGGUUAAUAACCUCCUAAGUGGGUUUUCACAAUGUCUUAGAACGUCAUUGCACGCUAAUAAAACAACUGAUAAAUCACUUUCCAUAUUUGGGACCAAAACCGUUAAUUGGUGCAUGUUUUUUGUAUUGACUGUUUACCAAAGGAAGAAGAUAAACAUUUAUCUGCAUUGUCCAUGAGUAUGCUACUUCGUCAAAAGUGAGGACAUUAUUAAACACCUGGUUCAAUUAAAGUUUGAGCUAUUUUUGCAUUCUUUUGAAGAGUCAUCAUCGCAACUUAAAAAUAAUACAUGAAAUAAACAUUGAAAAUAUCAAGUAUCUAGACAAAAGUACAAUAUUUAGUUACUCAGUAGGUGUUGCAUUAUCAGAAUAACAGUCAGUCUGAAAUUCAACAAUAUGUGGAAUAUCAACUGCAGAGUUUCUCUUCUUAAUGGAAUUAAUCCCCUUAGUUUAAACAAUAUUUAUUGAUAUUUAGCCAUUCUAUUACCACCCCACCCCGGCCCUAUUCGUGCCGCUUCUCACUGAUUAUUUUCUAGUUUUAGACUAAGAUAUUUUGGUAAAUUAUCCCAUAUUAUAUCAGCAUAUUGUAAGGCUGGUCUAAUAAACAAGAGGCCCAUGGGGCCACAUCGCUCACCUGAGCAACAAUGGGCGUUCAAAAGAUAUUGUGCCGUAUAGUCCCUCGGUAGAAUAACAAAAAAUAAAUAUUGUAAAGUAUUCGAAUUUUACACUUAUUUUUGCAUACACCUAAUCUUUGACGUUGUACCUUCAUGAAAUACUAUUUUUACCAGAAUAAGAAAAUCCUACGCAAGAUAUAAAACUAAACAUUUGGUAGGAGUACACUGUUAAGUUGUUAACUUCCAAUUCCCUAUAUUUUCGUUCUGCCCCCCCCCCCCCUCCCCCCCCACACACUUUGUAAAUCAAUCAAAAUAUAUGAAAGCAUAUAGGUACAUUUUUUUUCAUCAACUACUUACUAGUUAUUGUAUUUUUUUAAAAAAAAUAUAAUAGUUAUUGUUUUUUAUUCUUAAAAUCCUACAUGUAUAGAUGUGAAGAAGAAAAUUGUACCUCAAUGUGCUCAAUUCCUCAAAUUAAAAACAUUCAAAAAUUUUAUUUGUCUUCUCCAUUACAAUUAAAUGACUGUUAUUUACUUCGCGUACAAACCAGGAUAAUUUUUCGCUGUGAUAUUUUCUUAGGAAUAGCGAUAAUUACUUUAUCCCCGCAACAGAAAUGAGUCAGAACUAUGGAAACUGUUUUAAAGAUGUCGUUUUUAUUUACCCGUGUCUGAAAAACUAUCAUAAUUGAUGCAGAUUUCACAUUAUUUAUUGUAUAAAGAGGGGGCCCCAGAGAGUAGGUAUAUACAGAA